CCCUCCACUGCAGAAGAUAAGCCAUCCAGUGCUGAAGAUAAGCCAUCCAGUGCUGAAGAUAAGCCAUCUGUUGAGGAAGAUAAGCCAUCUGUUGUAGAAGAUAAGCCAUCUGUUGUAGAAGAUAAGCCAUCUGUUGAGGAAGAUAAGCCAUCUGUUGAGGAAGAUAAGCCAUCUGUUGUAGAAGAUAAGCCAUCUGUUGAGGAAGAUAAGCCAUCUGUUGUAGAAGAUAAGCCAUCUGUUGUAGAAGAUAAGCCAUCUGUUGUAGAAGAUAAGCCAUCAAGUGCAGAAGCUAAGCCAUCUAUUGUGGAAGAUAAGCCAUCCAGUGCAGAAGCAAGGCCAGUCAGUGCAGAAGAUAAGCCUGUUGAAGUGGAAGAUAAGCCAUCCACUGCAGAAGAUAAGCCAUCCACUGAAGAAGAUAAGCCAUCCAGUGCAGAAGAAAAGCCAGCC
Molecule: messenger RNA, 447 nt
Organism: Lottia gigantea (owl limpet)
Lineage: Eukaryota; Metazoa; Mollusca; Gastropoda; Lottiidae
Exons: 1
Source: RefSeq, a predicted model, not a curated record